Nerophis lumbriciformis (worm pipefish) is the source of this 3267-nucleotide messenger RNA. The record is from RefSeq and is a predicted model, not a curated record. NCBI's taxonomy places the organism in Eukaryota, Metazoa, Chordata, Actinopteri, Syngnathiformes, Syngnathidae.
AUGGGGAAUGCCGGGGGCUCGGAGCAGGAGGCCGAACCCGGCGCUCCGACGUUGCCCAAGAAGCAGUCGGCUCCCCCGAAGCUGCCCUUGCCUGCUGAAGACGAGCUGGAGGAACGCUUCAAAGUCGUGCUGAGCUAUAUGAACCUGCCACCUGACAAACUGCAGCUGUUGAAUCAAUACGACAACGACAAGAAAUGGGAACUUGUGUGUGACCAGGAGCGCUUCCAGGUGAAAAGCCCUCCAUCCACAUACCCGGCCAAGAUCAAGAGCUUCUACCAGGAUCAAGUAGUAGUUGCUCGAAGGGUUAGUAAACUUGGUCAUCCUAAAAGAAUCCAAGAAGCCACCAAAGUCCUCAAAGAUUUGGAAAUAUCCCUACGCACCAACCACAUUGGCUGGGCUCAAGAGUUCCUCAACGAGCAGAAUAAAGGUCUAGACGUGCUUGUGGAAUAUCUGUCUCAGGCCCAGGGUGAUGCAUCUUUUGACGCGGAAAGCAGUGAGAAUGGCGCCACGUUGGGCGAGAAGUCCAAGCCUGUCAAUGGGAGGUCCAUCGAGGACUUGACCAAGGCCGGCGGGGGUGGCAGCGGAGGCUCGCACUCGCACGGAAUGGGCCGAGCAGCACGAGCGCUCACCGUCAGGAUCAGUUCCACGCUGGGAAACAAGAUGAAGAAGACUCAUUCGCCAAGUCACAGAGAUGAUGUGCACGUGUGUAUCAUGUGCUUGAGGGCCAUCAUGAACUACCAGUCCGGUUUCAACCUGGUGAUGACACACCCGCGCUGUGUCAAUGAAAUCACGCUCAGUCUCAACAGCAGGAAUCCCAGGACCAAGGCCCUGGUGUUGGAGCUUUUGGCCGCCGUCUGUCUGGUCAGAGGAGGACAUGACAUUAUACUGUUGGCCUUCGACAACUUCAGAGAGGUGAGCAAGGAGAGGAACCGUUUUGAAAAGCUAAUGGAGUAUUUCAUCAACGAUGACUGCAACAUUGAUUUCAUGGUGGCCUGCAUGCAGUUCAUCAACAUUGUGGUCCAUUCUGUGGAGAACAUGAACUUCCGUGUGCAUCUGCAGUACGAAUUCACUAGAUUGGGCUUGGACAAGUAUUUGGAGAGUUUGAAACAAACGGAGAGCGAGAAGCUUAAGGUGCAGAUCCAGGCUUACCUGGACAAUGUGCUGGAUGUGGGGGCUCUGCUGGAGGACGCCGAGAGCCGAAGCGGCGUUCUGGAGCAUGUGGACAAGCUACAGGAACUCAACCUUCAGCUCAAUGCUAAGAUACUCGAGAUUGAGUCUCAGAGCGCAGACAAGAUUUCCGAGAUGGAGACUCAACUCAUGCAGGCGACCAAAGAAACUGAAUUGCUUAAGGAAAGCCUUAGAGACUCUUGCUCUCAAGUGAGCGCUUUGAAGCAGAGAGAGCGGGAGAAGGAGCUGGACUGGGAACGGGAGAAGCAGAGAGAGCAUCUGACUGUGACGACUCAGGCGCCUUCUGAGCUCGAACUGAAGAUCAUGGAGUUGCAGGAGAAAGGUCUGAUCUGCUUAACCAGGAGCCCCUCAGGAGCUUUGGACAUCACUGUUGUGCCCAUCACCGUGACUGAUAACGCCUCAGUACCAGCGCCUCAGUCGGAUGGCGAUAAUACUUCCUCGACUCCAGUCGGUCCUUCGGGGCCUGCUGCUCCAGAUCCUGCUCCUGCUUCUCCUUCUGCUCCACCUCCUCCUCCACCACCCCCUCCCGCUCUUUCUGCACCUCCUCCUCCACCACCACCUCCCCCCCCUCCGCCGCCUCCCCCACCUCCUCUGUCCAAUGCCGCAGCAGGGCCUCCACCUCCUCCGCCUCCACCUGGUCCUUUAUCUUCAUCCCCUCCUGGAGCAUCUAACUAACGCUGUCUCUGCAUCUCCUCAGGUUUGAAAACUAAGAAGCCGAUCCAGACAAAGUUUAGGAUGCCUUUGUUAAACUGGCAGCCUCUAAAACCCAAUCAGGUGAAGGGAACCAUAUUCCACGAGCUAGAUGAUGACCAAAUUUUGGGGGAGCUGAACAUGGACAUUUUUGAAGAACAGUUCAAGACCAAAGCGCAGGGUAACCCGGCUGAUCUGACCAAGGGGAAAAAGAAAUUAGGGCCCAAGGUUUCCAACAAGACAUCUUUGAUUGACCCUAACAAGGCCAAGAAUUUGGCCAUCACGUUGCGCAAAGCGGGGAUGACUCCUACUGAGAUCUGCACUGCCCUCGAGACGUACGACCAGCAAUCCUUGUCUGUUGACUUCCUGGAGCUGCUGGAGCACUUCAUACCCUCGGACUUUGAGCGGAAACUGCUGAUCAACUACGAGGAGGAAGGACGACCACUGGAUAACCUGACUGACGAAGACCGCUUCAUUCUGCGCUUCGGCAAGAUCACUCGCCUUAGCCAGCGGAUUAAUACGCUCAUCUUUAUGGGGAACUUCCCCGACAGCAUCAAGCGGCUGCAGCCGCAAAUCAACGCCAUCAUAUCUGCGUCCAUGUCCAUCAAAUCUUCAGACAAACUGAAGAAAAUCUUAGAGAUCGUUUUGGCAUUUGGCAACUACAUGAACAGUAGCAAGAGGGGGACAGCUUAUGGAUUUAGACUGCAGAGUCUGGACCUUCUACUCGAGACAAAGUCCACAGACCGAACGCAGACUCUCCUCCAUUUCAUUACCAACAUUGUUUACGAGAAGUAUCCCGACUUGGUCAACUUCCAUACGGAGCUCCACUUUGUGGAAAAGGCAGCACUCGUGUCCUUGGACAGCAUUCUGCAGGACAUCCGCUUCCUGGAGCGAGGGAUGACAAUGACCAAGAAGGAGUUUGUUGUACAGAACGACAGUCUCGUCUUGAGGGAGUUUCUCCAAAACAGCAUCGAGCUUUUGGAGGCUCUGGUGAAAGACAGCAAGACUGCACAGGAGGCUUACUGCUCGGUGGUGGAGUAUUUCGGCGAGAACCCCAAAACCACUCAGCCAUCCAUGUUCUUCCCUCUCUUCGCACGUUUCAUCAAAGCCUAUAGAAAAGCCGAGCAAGAGAAUGAGCUGAAGAAGAAAAUGGAGCUGGAGAUGAGCGAGGCCAAAGAGAGUUCCUCAUCCAAAGCUGCAGGCCCUAAAGUAAGUACAGGUACCCAGAUGCCCAAGAUGGACUUCCUUGCUGAGUUGAAGAGGAAGCAGGUGCAACCUCAGGUCCGUGAGGGAAAAGACGGAGCUUUGGAGGACAUCAUCACAGAUCUAAGGAACACGCCGUACCGCCGCACGGACGGUCGCCGGUCAGCGCCGCGUCCGGACACCUAA